Molecule: messenger RNA, 4492 nt
Organism: Scleropages formosus (Asian bonytongue)
Lineage: Eukaryota; Metazoa; Chordata; Actinopteri; Osteoglossiformes; Osteoglossidae
Product: protein sel-1 homolog 3
Exons: 25
Coding region: 155-3613 (1152 amino acids)
Molecular function (GO): protein binding
Source: RefSeq, a predicted model, not a curated record
CCCCGCACUCGAGGCUGCCGCCUGUGUUUGCUGUACCGUACGCGGUACGGUGAGUCGGUAUUUGAUACAGCAAAGCGACGCGGACAGACGAGCAGCGGAGAGCGGCGGCGGCGCACGCACGCACCUGCUGUGUGAACAGAAAGAGAAAGUAAAUAUGAUGAAAGUUGCUGGAAGUUUCCGCUUCGUUACAUACGCGGCGCUUUCUCUUCUUCUUGUCAUUUUUACCGGCGUGGGUGACGGCAGGAAUACGUCGUGCACCACACCCUCCCUGUUGCCACCCAAUGGGAGCGCAUCCUGGGGCGACUACGUGAAGUUCAUCAACGCCCCCAGCAGGGUGAUUGACGGCUAUGACCUCUCGGUGCGGUACCUGUGCACGCGGCCCUGCGUGGUGGGCGUGGACGUGGUGGCUCCCUCAGAGUGGAGGUCCGGGCCCCUGGUUUUUCAGAGGACUUGGACGAGUGUCCCGGGCCCCCAGGGGGCAGCUAGGAGGCACUCGCUUCGACUGCGGUUCCCCGCCGCCAUGGCCUACCAGAGGGACUUCUUCAUCAGGAGCCCAAUAGACACCCACGAUAUGAUUCUGAGGGCUUGGCUGGACCACGUAGAGAGGCCGAACGGGAGUGUCGGCGGGCUGGACUCCUACCACGGGGCCCUGGUGCAAACGUUCCUGGUGCUGGAGGUCCUCCCCCCUUCCGAGCGCCCAGUCAAGCAGCAUAGGACCUGCCUGUCGUGGGGGGCCGAGCUAAUGUGGAUCCUUAGCCGUGACAAGGGCGGCUGGUGCCCUCGCGAAUCAGACACCAUAGACCUUCUGACUUUCCCACUGGCCAGCACCGGUGAGAGGUUUGGAGCGAUUCGUCAGUUUAAGCCUUUCCUCAACGAAGACCUCGAAGACAUUCGUUCCCGGCUUGUGGAGGAGCCCAGGCUUGCUCUCUCUGUGUGGAUCUACCUGCUGAACUGGUGCAACAGGCAGCUGUGUGGGAUCCUCCAGCAUGUGAACUCAGACAACCAGUUUGACACACCCUUGGUGCUGCUUGCCAAUAAAGGCGACGUGAUCUUCCAGGUGCGCCUGGUGUCCGGGGAAGACCGAGGCUUCCGCGCGCACACAGGCCUUGCUCUUAGGGUGUGGCACCGACUGGACUUCUUUGUGGAGGCAUCCAAGGUUAUCUGCAAAAUUUUUCCAUUCUGUAUGAAUAAAUGGAUAAUGUUUUUCUCAUUAAUGUGGUACGUGUCACAGGUAACACUCCAGGUGAUGUCCCUCGUUACAGCAGCAGAAAUGGUCAGAAAGGAAUACGCAUAUGUGUUUCGGGGUGAUGUCCACUAUAAUGACACAGCUGGGCAUUUUGUUAUUGGAGGAGGCAAGUUCAUGCCAGGCUUCCAAGGUUACCUUGGGCCCAUCAGAUACCACCGUUUGGGUGCAGAGGAGAUCGUGAACCCUCUGUCACCUGUGAGCGCCGCCUUGGCGUUAGAUCAGACUCAUCGAACCUGCGAGGAGAUCAGAGCAGCCGUUGGAGAUUUCCUGCAGGCUCUGGGUGACACUAAGGAAGAUCAUCGCACGAGCAGGUCAUUCCAUGCAGAUCUGAGACUGAGGUACGGGAGGAAGACCUGUAAGGCCCCAUCCAUUGAACCAGGACCUCUGCAUCAUUGCCUUCAGCAGAUGCUCAAGGAUGUUGACCAGAACUUGAUGGCAGGUUCCUGGGACAGAAAUGUCAUGCAGGACUUUGGGAGGUGGCUCUUUGAAGAUGUUCAGGAUAGACUGUCUUGGGGGUCAGUGGCCACCGUGACACCCGUCCUUCAGUUGUCCAGCUGUCUGGGACACUCCCAGGCAUCCCUUCUUCUGGCUGCUGUUUACCUGGCUGGAUUUGGAGUCCCCGUGGACACCCUGCAGGGUCAUGUGUACAGUCUGAUGGGCGCUCAGGCAGACCACCGCUUGGCACUCAUGCAUCUCGGGUACAAACAUGCUCUGGGAAUCGAUGGCUUCCCCCAAGAUCACGACAUGGCCUAUGGUUACUACAGCAACUUGGGAAAGCAGAGCUGUGCUGAUCGAUGGCAGACGCAGGCGACUGAACAAUACAUCACAGAGCACAUCCUGCUCGCGGACGAGGCGGGUCUCAGGGCUCAUGCUGAUGAUAGAGAUGACAUCUUCCAUUUCAUCAAGUUUCAAGCUGAAAGAGGAGACCUCGAGUCACAGAAAGCGUUGGCCAGAAUGCUCUUCUGGGGAGAGCAAGGAGUGCCGAAGGACAUGAAGGCCGCUUUGCGGUGGUACGCACGGAGCGCCAUGAGGUUGACCGAUGCUCGUGCCAUGUAUGAUUACUCCAUCUUACUGCUGAAGGGCCAAGGUGUGAAGAAGAACACCACUUUGGGGCGUGAGCUGAUGGAAAAGGCUGCGUCCAUGGGUUUGCCCGAAGCUAUCAAUGGAAUGGGAUGGUAUUACAGCACCUUCAUGGCGGACACAGAGACAGCCGUGAGGUACUUUGAGAGAGCCGCCCAGAAUGGGAGUCGGGAUGCGGUCUACAACCUCGGCCUCUUCUACCUCAGUGGCAGCUACCCAGGAAAACCAGGGAAGAACCAGUCUAUGGCGUUUGAGCAUUUCCUGAACGCAUCCCUGAAAGGACACGCCGAUGCGUCCGUGGAGGCGGCCUGGUACUACGCUACGGGAAUCCUGCAGAGUGUCGACCGGGCUCCGGAGAAAGCCGUCGUCUUGUUAAAGAGGAUCUGUGAGCAGAACGGCUACCUGGGCUCCAUCCUCAGGAAAGGACUCAACGCUUACCUCCGGGGGUCUCGAGAAAAGGCACUCCUGAGUUACCUGCUAGCAGCUGAGACGGGACUGGACUCGGCCCAGAGCAAUGCAGCCCACCUGUGUGAGGAGCUGGGAGACAGCCAAGGAUACGGCUGCGCGUGGCGCUACUACAACCACUCCACCUACAACUACUCUCCUCACUCUUCUGUCUUCUUGAAGGUGGGAGACUUCUACUACUACGGCCAACAUAAUCAGACCCAGAACAUUAGCCUGGCAAUGUGGAUGUAUGCCAGGGCAGCCUUUGCAGGUAGCCCCCAGGGAAUAUUCAACCUGGCAGUAAUGUUUGAAGCAGGACACGAUAUUCCUCAGAAGGUGCAAGAAAAGUUCAGGAUUACCAAGCAGGACCAGCUGGACAGGAGUGCGGUUCUGGAGAAACUCUAUCAAAGCUGCAGGAGGCUCGAACCUGAGGAGGACUUGUCUCCCUGUUCACUAGCGCUCCUCACCAUCCAGCUGAGGUCAGCCUGCUGGAGCUUAACUCACAGCUCCACAAAGUCUCUACUGGUCUGUGUUAUUGGCGUUGCUGCGGUCGUAGCCUUGCUCAUCAUCUUGACAGAGUGCUCCCCCCUCCGAGUCAACACAGCAGCUACUGGGCACCAUGGAGACAACAGGAGUAGCACUGAUUCUGUGAACCGUGCCUGGGCUCAGGGGGCAGGGACACCGGCUGCCGCUCAAGAGGUGACCAAUGGCAAUGGUUGGAUGGGCGUGGCCAUGUGGAGUGUGCACGAGCGUGAUGUGCAGCGAGUCGCCGACUGGGCCUGGUCCGUUUUGGGGACCUGUCUGUGUGCCAUGGGGUCCAUCCUGCUCUCGCAAAUGUUGUGACAAUAAACCAGGGGGGUUGGGGGAUCCAGCAGGAGAAGGGGGUGGAGAAAAGAACUGGCUUACAUUUUUCCUGACUUUAUGUAAACCACUUCCGAAGUUCACACCGUUCGGCAGGAGAAGUAAAAUUGAGAAGUCCUUUGGCGUGUGUGAGAAUGAGUGCAGGAAAUUUAUACGUAUACAAAUUUAUAAAUUAAUAGUAAUCAAUACACCCCCAAGCCAUAACUACUUGUCCUAAUGCAGGACAAGGUGCUCUAAAGUCUGUAUCAGAAGCAUAGGGUGUGGGGCAGGGUACGACCUGAAGGCGACACCAGUCCGUCAUGGGGGAACUAUAUACGCGCGCACACAUACACCAUACAGAUUAUACGUAUAAUGUAUUUACUGUAUAAUACUGCACUGCAUGUUGUUAUAGUAAUAUGUUUAAAUAACACCAGCUGUUAAUAUGUGAUCAUAGCAUAAUUUUUAAGAUUGUGCUCCAUGGACACCUGUUGUGUUUUUAACAAACUCCCUUUAUGGAUAUUUAUAGUACAGUAGUGCCAUAAGGGGUUCCUCCAGUGGUGGGGUAAUAAGUGUGAGCAUGUGACACUUCAUAAAUGCUCACAUAAUCUGGUAUUGGUCAUUCUCUUAUUUCCCCUCCUUUCUCUGACUUCUGCCUUCCUUCCAACUGUUUCUAAUGAUGGGUGGUGAAAUACUGUACUGUAUUACUGUCAGCAUGUAGUAAACACAGACCACUGCACACCAAACACUACCAUAUGUGUUCCAAAUAAAAAAAUGUAUUUCUGGCAUUAUCAUUUAUGAUUAAAAAAAAUAUAAAUUCCAUGUCUUCUCCAUUGGCACAGGCAGAAAAUCUCUUUACGUUGUUUUAUACUCUUUUCAACUGCA